Molecule: messenger RNA, 7753 nt
Organism: Pocillopora meandrina
Lineage: Eukaryota; Metazoa; Cnidaria; Anthozoa; Scleractinia; Pocilloporidae
Source: the annotation of a GenBank genome assembly
CAGAGCGAAGUGAUUUAUCAGUCUAUCAGCAAGAACAGUUUUAAGUCUCAUGUUCGGAGUCAGCAGGUGAAUAAUCACGAAACACUAAGCACAGUCGAAACCCUCCUACAACAUGGCAACCCCAGAAUGAUCCUUCAAGAAAGAGGAUACAAGCAACCAUCGCCUUCAUUUCUUCUUGAUAACCUUGGUUUAACUAAACAUUUAAUCUUUACCUUCUCCCACGUGCAGGCUAAAUAUUGGCGAAGUCGAUGGACUGCACAACUUAGUGGUAAAUAUUUAAUUUUGCUUGACUUUAGAACAUCUUGUUGAAUGUAAUGACGUCAUUUAGUGGAAAUGACCAAAUAGGAAACAUUUUCAAGUUCUCUUUGAUCUGGAUUUUUGUUUUUUGAACGGUAAGUUAGAAUGUGAUUGAAGUUUUUAGCUUUCUUUAACUCUUAUUUACAUAUACAAAGCAAAAUAUUUCAGCUUGCGAAUGGAACAGAUUUUAUUAUAUAAACAAUAAUAAUUACAAGCAACAUAGAAAAAACCUGCUUUGCUAAGAGGAUUUGGAGCAAAGUUGAAAAUAUGGUAGAAACAUGUUGAUAAAAACGAUUAAAUCUAAUAAAGUUUGUUGUUGGCGAGCAGUCUAUACAAACUUAUUAACAAACAGGGCCUGAUAACCGGAGCAGACAUAACUUUUGGUGGCAAAAUAAUAUAUCAUUUUCCUGGCAGGUACAAAUUUGCGAUAAAUAAACAAUAACGAACAAGGAAAGGCCGUGGAAUGAACAGGAGACUUCUUCUAACGUGCCUGACAUUGUGUUUGUCGCACGCGGGUAAGUUUUAUGUUACAAAUAUCAAUCAACCUGGAUAUACGAUGGUACCGACAUGCUGUGAGAUGUUUCAAUAUUCUAAUUUCUUUCCACCAGCCUCGCCACAAGUAACAAACGAUUGAUGUACUAACUUCAAAUGUGACCCAGUUCCCUCAGAUGGAAAUUGUUAUGUCUUCAUUUUGUAUCAUAAUUAUCAGUUCUGUUUUUAAGUCGCAAUCUCGUAAUUAUGGUUUUUUGGCUCCUAUCUCAGCUUCCUUAUCCUAUAUUUUCCAUUUGACUUGACCUUUCAUUUACGAUUUGAAACCGUAUUGUAUCUAAAACUAUUGCCAAAAGUUUGCCGUCCUUUUUAUUGAUGUAAGCGAACUGUCUCAAAAAUUUCUACGUAUCUUUCCAAGAGAGUGAUAUUUGUUGGACUCCAAGACCAAAUAAACAUCCAUCAUAUUCUUAUUUUCACAAUUUAGGCUAAACUGAAUAUUAGUGCACUCGUAAAGUCGUGAUGUUUUUAAGAAGUCCGGGUAAAAUCUAGAGAGACAUUACAGUCGCGAUCAGCGAAAAAUGGACAAUGUCAUAUCGAAAUGAUUGCUUGUACGGACAGCUUAAGAGUGGCGACAAAUCUUAUUAAGCUAAAAAUAAUAGUAAAUUGAAAGUGAAAAAGUAAGAAACAGGUACUCUAUUGUGCUUUUCGAUUCACUUGCCUUCUCUCUAUUCUUAAGAGGAGACCGUCCCAAUCUGGUCACUGACAAAGUCUUUUUGGGACAUGCUUGCAAUAAGUUGCUUAUUGGGCUUGUUAAGUAUAUUUUCAAUGGAUCCAUCAAAAGAGGAGGAUAGACAAUCCCCGAAGCUUAAUUAAAGUCACUGUGAGGCCUCAACUUGGUAACAAAACGAAGAAAAUCAAAAUUUAAUUGCAACAAUCAUUGACAGAGGUUUUGCUCUAUUGUGUAUACUUUCCUGUUUGCUUGUUUGUUUCAGUUUAUAGCUUUGUGCUGUCUAGAUGCUUACAGUUUGUUUAGCUAUUCGUCUGCUUGCUUCACAUGUAUGUUAUUAUUGACAUUAUUCUUGUUACAGUUUUCUCGGCACCGUUGGAGUCAUCUUCUGGAAAGUCUGGCGAAGACGAAGGUGAGCUUUGUGAACUGUUUCCUGUGUCUUUAAUUUGAUAAGCGCAACGGGAGCUGGGAUAAGUGGGAAUUAUCCUCUGAGCCUGAUGCUCCCAAGAAUCACAAGGAAAAGAGGAAACUAACUAAUCUGUAGGAUGCACCAAAUUUAUUUAUGGUGCAUGGUCAAACAAAUCACAAGGAGUGUUUUAUGGACAAAAAAGCGUGCAAAUUUCUUUAUUUGAUUCGUUCUUAGCGCAUCCAGCGACUCCAAAGUCGGUUAAUCUUGAAGAUAAAGGUAAGUGUAAUUUCAAAUCAUGCAUGUGACCUCCAAAUGCAUGUGCCGCGGAAAUAAUAAACAAAUUAGUAUAGUUUGGUUAAGGUUGUGAUCAAGGGUUAAACGAACUUUAAACCUUCACGCAAAAAAUUAGCAAUACUAUUCAUAGUUGAAUGUGUAUUGUGCUCUCCCCCGUUCGUGGGACUUAAACCCGUUGUUAAUUUUCUUAAUGAGUGUUUUACAUAAACUUGGACAUAAUUCAUGAGUACAGCUGCUCCCUGAAUGAAAAAUAUUGGCCUCUGUUAUAGUGAGUGAUGUCAUAGUAUGGUCAAAAAUUUGUUUUUGUCUUAGUAAAAGAGGCAGUGCAAAAAGCUGAACUAGACGCAAGUCUAGCUGCGCAAGAUGCUGUAAAGCAUGGACAUAAGGCCGAGACAAGAGUUGAGGGCAUCAAAAGCUCUGAAGCAAGUGAGGGCAGUAAUGAUCACAAUUCAGACGAGAAGCCACCAGCUUCCAGAAAACAUGAGACGUCAGGUAAACCCAGCGAUUCCCUUAGUUAAGUUCAACCAUGCUAAAACUGAAAUGGUGAGAUUCUCUGUUCUAUUUGAAUCUAUGCUAAUUAGUGGGAACCUUAUGAAACUUAGCACCAAAAUUUGUGUCAGGGCAGCAGUCUUCGAUCAGCUCCUCAGUUUCGUUGCCAACUUAAUAUCAUCUUCAAUAAAACCUUAGUUGCAAAAUGGCUAUGUAAAAUUAUCAUCAUUUUUGUAGCAAGUGAUCUGGACGAAGGACCCCAUGUAAAGCGAGUAAAGGAGCACAAGGUAAACCGAAAGCCAAGCGGAAUGGGGAAGAUGUUAGGACUGGGUGAACUGGGAGACAUUGGAGGAAACAAUAAUGAGUACAAAGAAGACACUAGGCUGGAGGAUCGCUUAGCCAUGGAAGCUGAAGAGGAAAAGAAAUACGAAACCGGAGAAGGAUAUGGCACAGGAGGAGGAGGAGGAGGAGGAGGAGGAGGUGGAGGUGGUGGUUGGGAAGAUGGAGGAAAAGGUGUGAACUGGGCCACAAAUAUCCAAAGACAAGACGCUGCAGAGGUAAAAAUGACUAUGUCUAAAAUGCCUCAUUAACAAGGACUUGCUGAAGCUUUCAUUCAGCAAACAAUUCACUUAGCAUAAGGUAGAGAGUGGACAAGAUAUCACAAAGAUUGCAAAUCGUAAGCUCUUUCACCAAAGUACUGUGAGCACGUAAUAAACUUUGGUCUUCCAUACAAAUCAUUUUCCGUGUCCCUAUUGCUUUAAUUAGCUAGUUAAGAGCCGUAGAGCUGCUUUUACUCUUUUUCCUUGUAUAUACACAGAAACAAAGCAUUCAAGCCCAAGUUGCCUCUGAAAGUGCACAUGAGUUGGAUGAGAUCCAGCGCGCCAUUGCGGCUGAGUCUCAAUCUUCACGCGGUUCUGCAUCAAUUGGCAACGGAGGUGCUUCAGUAGUUGGGGGAGCAGGCGGGGUAUGUAAUACUCUUUCACUUUCUACUUUCCACCAUUUACUGAUUUAUUUUGUCGAGCUUAAAUGGAACAUUUUUACGGAUGUUUUUCUUUUUACAAAAGCAACCGAUAUUGUACAAAACGUAAAUAAAAAAUUCAUUGUUUGUAUUGUUUGUCAUUAUCCAACUGCGCUAAGUAAAGUACAAAGAAUGCGGAAGUCGGCAAAAGUGCACGCUACAACCUCGAAACUGAAUCCGAUAAUCAAUGAAUAUUAAUGAUUGAAAUAAAUGAAUAAUUAUAUUCAUCAACCCGCCACACCUUGCCCUUAUUGUGACUUUUACUCAUAUUUCCAUGAAAUUCUGAUGUAGAAGAUGAUUCAUUUCGAGAUCCAUGUAUCAUAUCACUUACCAUGAAAAGCUCAAUGUAUCCCCAAACUUUUCAUUUGAACACCAACUAACAACGUCGUUCGUUAUGUAUGUUUGCCUAUCAAAGUGCAGUGAUGAUUGUUUACAGUAUUUGCUCAUCAAAAUAGGUUCAGGAUCAAGAAGGUAUGCAACCAAGGAUAUCAAAUCCAGAAGGAGGAAGAGGGCAACCAAUGGCCUUUGUAGGAGCUCAGCAAAAAGGAAUUACUCCUUCUGAGAACCAAGGUUAAUGCAUUUAUAUACCCAUCAUCUUUUUCUUCACCACCGAAAUGUGCUCUGACUGUAAGAUGCCUUCUAACUUUCCUAAUCUUAACCAACUGUAAUAACCUUAACCCACCUAAAAGUGGUCCUUUCACGACUAUAAAUCGCAAUUAGCUAUGCCAGUGUUAACUUUUUUCAAAUGCGUUGACUCAACUAGCUUACAAGUAAGCUACCUAGAACAGUUUACCAACAGAGAGCUUCCUCACUUUGGCGAUUAAUAGAUAAACUAAUGAUGCACAUAUUCCAGCAUUCUAACAAGACAUCUUGUUGAAUGUGUCUCUCCUUUUGCAUGCCUGCAUGAUGACGGACACAUAAAAACCCUGACCACGCAGAGGAAUUUCAGGAAUAUUCGUCACCUUAUCUAUCCGUUGGUCAGCCAGGUUGGUCCAAAUAUCUCGUAGUUCCCCUUUUCCUCUGUCGAGUCUUUUCCAGUUCGAAAAUAUCUAAAAAGAAAUUAGGAAAUUUCAUACUUCCCUCUUGCUAACGAGUAUCGCUGGUAGUCAUCAUUUUUGUUCCAAAAUUAAUCUCAUACAUUCAAGAGACACUCUAAACAGUAAAAAAAAAAAAAACAACAACAACAACAACAACAACAGCACACACACAAGCAUACAGCCGACGUGAGGCGUUUCAAUUAACCGAAAAUUUUCGCACAGAGAUCUCAAGCCUCGUUCACCAAGCCGACAAAAUGUUGCCGGGCGAGAUGAGAGGAUCAUCUCAACAAAACAACAUGGUAAUCGGUGGCUUAGGAGCACGUGGAAGCCAGGGUGUAAGUGAAGGUAUAGCAAGCUUUGGAGGAAUAGAGGGGGGGCAGCAACUUGGAGCACAAAGUCAAGUAUCACCGAUGGAGCAAUCUCCCGUGGCAUCCGAAAGAGCUGGAUAUGGAGGUGCCUUGGAGCAAGGUGCCGUGAAUCAGGAAGGAUUAGGUCAAGGGGGUCUGGCAGGAUUGAGUGACUCUGCAGUGAGCCGCAUGAACGAAGGUGGAGCAGGGGGAGGAUCCUUGCAAGGAAUCCAGGGAGCUCAGGAUGUUCAAGGGAUGCAGAGCUUGACAUCUGCUUUUGCAGGGGGGCAACAAGUGCAGGGUGGAAUGCUAUCUGAUGGAGGAGGCGUUAGCAGCUUGCAAGGGCAAGGAUUGAUGGGAGGUAGUCUUCAAGGAGGCUUACAAGGUAUGAUGGGCGGUGGAUUGGCAGGUCUGCCGACCAUGGGCGGUGGAGGACAAUUUGCACAACAGCAAAUGUCAUUUAAAAAGGUUUGUGGCAAAAAGCCGAAAAAAAAAAAUUAAACAUCGAAACGACGUUAUCUAUAACUGAAAACCGUCAAUCGUACGUGACUUAUGCAUGUUGUCACUACUGCUUUUCUCUUUUCAUAAGGCGUGGUUGAUAAAAUACAGGCAAAAGUCAACAUACAUUCAGCAAGGAAGAGCAAACCUUGAAUCCAGAGACGCAAGAAAGGAUAAUCAUGUGCAUGAUUGAUCUUUGGGGAAGGUUAAAAUAUUCUUGGUGAAUAAAAGAAUCACGAAAGGAUAUUUUUUAAAUUUGUUUGGUUUGAAAAAGAAAGAUUGUAUCUCAGUAAAUAAGAUGAAGGGUGUCCGUACAUCAGAGGUGUGGUUUGAUCAUAGACACUAUUAAGUUAUUUCGAAUAGGAAAAAGCAUUCUGUUCAGAAAUGUACCGUAAACGCUACGUUACUAUCACAUCACAAAUCUGUUCAUCUUCCACUGACACAUAAGUUCACCACAUGUGCCUGCUAGCUAUUACUACAUAGUAAGUUAUGACUUUCUUUAUAAAUACUUCAAAAGGAAUGGACAAAGACAUUUUCAUCAUUUCUACGGACUAAUGAUAACAAUAACUGCGGCAGAAUACUACUGACUCACUGACGACUUACUUUUAUCCCUGAACAGUCAACAAUAGCAAGACCACGAGACUUCCAGGUAACGAUUUAACUUUACUAUCAGUUAGACAAAGUAAAGCCUUGAAAACGACUUUGACGUCGCUGUAAGGACAAACAAUUGAUACCUUUGGCCUCUAUUGGACGGACACCAUCAUCACAAUUCAUCUCUUCCAUCGAUAUUCUUACCAAAUUCACCUAUCUAAAUGAACCCCUUUUUUUUCUGAGUGACUUUAAGACCGGCAACAUCUAAGAAAAUGCAAGUGAGCCACGGCUAACGUUCUUGUCGAUCUGCAAUUACCUUGCUUUCACAACAAAUAGCGAGGCAUUUUUAAAAAUUAGCCGUAUUAAGCUCAGUUUGGUUGGAUAUCAACGUUAAUUUCAAUUUCAGCGCUCCAAGACACACCAGAAGGAGGACACCAAGACUAAACAUAGGAAACCUUCCCAAACACAUAAAGAUGCUUUUUCAAAGAAUUCUGUGCCAAAGAGGCAUUUAAUGGAGGAUAGAAAGACAGUAUCAGUCAAAAAGGUAGGACGCUAUAGAUGAAUAACGUUCAUAGAUUUUCUAGCUGAAAUCUGCUUGUGGCAUGGAAAAUUUCAUCAGGAACUGAGCGUGGGCGAAAUACAAAUUUGGCAAUAUCUUUUCGAUAUUCUUCCAGCUGCAGAACAUUAAAACGGAGGGAAGCAGAUAUAAACCAAUUGAGUUAUAGCACAUUAUGCUUAUCAAAGACAUUUCCCCAAAUCGUAAUCAAAUAUAAAUCAGGGUUAUAAGUUAAAUGUUUAAAACAGUCUCCCUUCAUGGAAUUUUUCAAUGUACCAAAGGUAUAUUUUUCAGCGUUCCAAUCUACAAGCUUCAUUUUCUACAGGAACGCAUUUUUGCGGAGCUAACACAAUCCACAAAAUCCCCAAAAAUGAACAAUUUUCAGCGAAAGCGGUUUUUGAAAAUUGAGAUCAAACACUCUAUCAUCCUCCGAGGAUUUAAACGAUGAGGACCAUAAAAUUUGCGAAAAGUUGAAACUGAGUGCAAAAAUGUGAAUUUUGAAGGAAUUAAGUGUGCAAUUAAAUGAAUAUCACGAACAAAUACUGAGCUGAUUAUGAGUGCAAUUUGAAAUAAAUAAGUACGAGUAAUUUUUUCAAAGACCAUUUUUUCCUGUUCCUUUUAGAGUAAAAUGAUGAGGAGGCAACAUUCAAAGCACUCGACCGCAGUUUAAAACUGACUCGCUCCGCCUAAAGCACGAGCCAUUACGAACGCUUCAAAUUUUCCUGGCAAAGAAUGAAACGCCCACGAGUUUUCUUGGCCAUCAGAAUUAUAGAUUGCAAGAAGAUGUACUGACAAUUCGUUUGCAAUAUUUGUUUUAAAUCGUCCUAAACGAGCAAGAAAUCUUCUCAAAUGAAGCCAUUCGUAAAUUUCAUUGGCAUGACGCAUGCGUGAUCGGCAAGACAUGAGUUGUCAAAAACUAGACAUUUAAUGAUGUGACAUUUUUUAUCUAAUACCAUUCUAGAAUGAAUACCUAGCUUUGAAAAAAAUAAAAACCAAGAAAG